AUGGCGAAGCAUGGCUCCACGGAGUCGUCGCAGCACGUCCCGGCGUGGAAGAAGCUCGGGCUGAAGCUGAAGUUCGCGAAGGAUCCGGUUGAGGAGGAGGGUGGGGCACCGCAGUCUUUGCUUGAACAAGAGGACGGUGUAUCGGAGAGCACGGAGACCAUGGAGACCAAAAAGCGCAAGAAAUCCUCGGUCGAUGGCGAGGGGAAGAAGUCUAAGAAACGGCGACAUGGCGAUGGUUCCGACAACGACGAGAAGAUGAAGAAGGAGGAGAAGAAAAAGAAGAAGGGGAAAAGUGAGAAGGACCAGGGAGAGAAGCAGUCAAAGGGAAAGAAGAAGCGUGUUUCUUUUGGGCCGGGUACCAAGGACAAAGACGGCGACGGCGAGAGCGACACGGAAGGCGUUGAUCGCACCGAUCAAGAUCAAGACAAUAUGGACGUCGACGCACCCAAUGGCGUGGAUACAGCUGCCGCCGACAUAAAAGCAGACGACAAGGAGAUCGAGGAAAUGAAGAAGCGCAAACGCGAGAAAAAGAAGGAAAGGAAGAGCGGGGCCAACGCUGCUUCGACGAGCUCCCACAUCCACGAGUCUCCGAUCAUGUCGUACCUGAGCCACUACCACCGCGACCGCGCCUCAUGGAAAUUCCAAAAGAACCGCGAAACCAACCUCUUCAAACACCUCUACUCGCUCGAACAUGUCCCCGCCCAAUACAAUCCCGCUCUUCUGGCCUACAUGCAGGGUUUGCGCGGCGACGCGGCAAAAUUGCGGUUGCAACAGUCUGCCGAGGAAGUUAUCAAGGCUGAUAUGGAUCUUGGUCAAAAAUCUGCCGACGAGGAGCCGGACGAACAGGAGAAUGGUGCGCGCGCCGAGUACCAGCAGGCUGUGGACAAGUUCCGGGAUAGCAUUGCUGAGCAAGACACCGAGCUCGGGGCUGAUGGGUCCGGAGAAACCUCGACGGGAGAUGCGCUGAAGCGUCUGCAGAAGAGGCAGCGAGCUGAACUGGUCUUUUUUGCUGUUGCGGGAACAUUGUUCAGUGCAGACAGUGUGAAGAAAGCGAAGUCUUCGCCCAGCCAGUCGGAGCCGGCUAGCAAGAAGAAGCGGAAGAACCGGACGGCUGUUGUUGAUAUCUCUAGCAGUGAGAGCGACAGCGACAGCGACAGCGACAAGGAAGACGCACCCACCAAGACCUCGCGCAAGGCAUCGUCUCCGGACAGCAGCGACGAAAGCACUAGCAGCAGCGGGUCAUCAAGCAGUAGCAGUGACAGUGAGAGCGACAGCGACUCGGACGAUACAUCAGAGAACACGCAAAAGGCUCCAGCGAAGAAGUCCGCGCCAGCAAACAGCAAGAACAGCACUGUUAGCGCCCAAGACAAGACUCCAGAUCAAGAAAAGUCUGCUGCAACGAGUGAGUCUGCACCGAAGAAGAAAAAGCAGAAGCGGAAGAUCAGAACUGCUCAGAUUGAGAUCUCGAGCAGCGAGAGUGAUAGUGACUGA
Molecule: messenger RNA, 1491 nt
Organism: Penicillium alfredii
Lineage: Eukaryota; Fungi; Ascomycota; Eurotiomycetes; Eurotiales; Aspergillaceae
Product: WKF domain-containing protein
Exons: 1
Coding region: 1-1491 (496 amino acids)
Source: RefSeq, a predicted model, not a curated record